AUGCAGAACGAACUCGAGCGCUGCACCGAGCGGCAAAAGAAAAAGUUUGAAAGAUGCCGGAAGCAGACCGACAAGGCGAUUCCCGACAUGUCACACACAGUGGUCAACCUCACUGAACGACAAUUGACCGAAGAAGAAGUGUCAGUUCUUCAAAAAGGAGGGAAUUUCGCUAUCAUCCCGAGAACUAUACCUAUGGAGGACAUCAUUGCCAACACCGAAGCAGCCAUUCGGACCCUUCCUUGUGAAAGGGCAGAGGAAAUACGCACUGAAACAGCCAGGAUACUGCGCCGAGCAAAACCACCAGCUUGCAACCUGAAGAAAGAAGAGGUACAAGCCAUUAAGAAUCUCAACGCCGACAAGAGUAUAUUGCCACACGUGGGAAAGACCGACACAUACAUUAAGCGCUCAGGACAUUUCAUUGAUAAGCUGAAGAAACUGAAACUUGCGCCAAACGACAUCCUGGUCAGUUUUGAUGUUGUUUCGUUAUUUACGAAAGUGCCACUCAGCGACGCUCUGGAGCACAUCGGUUCCAUGUUCCCGCAAGACAUCAAAAAGCUCUUCCAUGCAUGUCUCACCACGAGCUACUUCACGUGGAAUGGCGAUUUCUACGAACAGCUGGAAGGCGUCGCCAUGGGUAGUCCUCUCAGUCCAGUGGUGGCCAACUUCUUCAUGGAACAAUUCGAAGCACAGGCACUGGACUCGGCGACUUGCAAACCUAAGGUGUGGUACAGGUACGUCGAUGAUACUUUCGUGGUGUGGAGCCAUGGUGAAGAACAGCUCGGUGAAUUCCUGAGACCCUUGAACAGCCUCCAUGCCAACAUAACAUUUACCAUGGAAGUAGAAAAGGACAAGAAACUGCCAUUUCUAGAUGUGCUGGUCACAAGGGACGGCGAAAACCUGGGACACAGCGUGUAUCGAAAACCGACACACACGGACCGAUACCUGCACAAACUGUCAAACCACCACCCGAGCCAGAAAAGAGGCAUGAUUAGUACGCUCGUAACGAGAGCAGGACGAAUAUGUGAGCCUCAACACCUCAAACGAGAAAUGCAACACCUGGAAACUGUUCUGAGGAGCAAUGGGUACUCCACAAAUUACAUUAGAAGUGUAACAGAGCCAAACACUCGGCGAAGUAAGGAACCAGAAAAAGAAAUGUCGGAAUGCCAGCCAUAUAUUGGUGGACGCACUCUUCACGUCAGCAAAGUGGUCAAUCAGGGAACACCUUCUGGUGACCAGCUAUGUGUGACGUCAGCGCCUGAGUGCACUGUCCCCGAGGACUGGCCCAACAGGAAUCCCAAGGGUGAGCCCAAGUGGAGGUAG
Schistocerca nitens (vagrant locust) is the source of this 1320-nucleotide messenger RNA. RefSeq lists its product as uncharacterized. The record is from RefSeq and is a predicted model, not a curated record. Lineage: Eukaryota; Metazoa; Arthropoda; Insecta; Orthoptera; Acrididae. The transcript has 3 exons. The coding region runs from base 1 to 1320 and encodes 439 amino acids.